This is a messenger RNA of Brassica rapa (field mustard), 1599 nucleotides long. Its product is annotated as probable polygalacturonase. Gene Ontology annotation, biological process: carbohydrate metabolic process. NCBI's taxonomy places the organism in Eukaryota, Viridiplantae, Streptophyta, Magnoliopsida, Brassicales, Brassicaceae. Gene Ontology annotation, molecular function: polygalacturonase activity. The record is from RefSeq and is a predicted model, not a curated record.
GUGCUUAUAAAUUGCGCACUUUAUCGAGUUAAAUAAUGCAAAUUAGAAGGAGACGAAUAAUCCUCCAAAUUUUUUCUCUCCUCCCAAAGAAACCUCUGCAACAACAACAACAAAAAUGUGGCGACUCUCGAUAUCUGUUGUCUUCCUCCCAUGCAUCGCCGCUUUUCUACUCACAGCUCUUUCUUCAGCGUAUGGCUAUGGCGACUCGGAGGCGACAUGUUCAGGAAUAGUUCCCUUAAGGUACCGGAACGAUAAGAUCUCUAUAACAGACUUUGGCGGCGUCGGGGACGGAAGGACGGUGAACAGUAAGGCGUUUAGGGCGGCGAUAUAUAGGAUUCAGCAUCUGAGGAGGAGAGGAGGCACGGUGCUGUACAUACCACCGGGAGUGUUUCUAACGGAGAGCUUCAGUCUCACUAGCCAUAUGACUCUCUUCUUGGCCAGAGGCGCUGUUAUCAAAGCUGUUCAGGAUACAAGGAAUUGGCCAUUGAUUGAUCCUUUGCCAUCUUAUGGAAGAGGGAGGGAGUUACCAGGGGCACGGUAUAUGAGCUUCAUUCAUGGUGAUGGCCUUCGUGAUGUAUUCAUCACUGGACAAAACGGGACAAUAGACGGUCAAGGGGAAGUGUGGUGGAACAUGUGGCGCAGUAGAACACUAAAGUUUACAAGACCGAAUCUAAUCGAGUUCAAGAACUCUAAGGAGAUCAUAAUCUCCAAUGUUAUUUUCCAGAACUCACCCUUCUGGAACAUUCACCCUGUCUAUUGCAGUGAUGUUGUUAUCCAUCACGUUACCAUCUUAGCUCCACAAGAUUCCCCUAACACCGAUGGAAUCGAUCCAGAUUCCAGCAACAACGUCUGCAUAGAAGACUCCUACAUCUCAACAGGGGACGACCUUGUAGCCAUCAAGAGCGGUUGGGACGAGUACGGAAUCGCUUUUGGCCGUCCAAGCUCAAACAUAACGAUACGCCGCAUCACAGGAUCUUCUCCGUACGCAGGUAUCGCAAUAGGAAGCGAAACAUCAGGAGGAAUCAAGAACAUCGUAGCAGAACAUAUCAGUCUCUCCAAUAUGGGCCUUGGAGUCAACAUCAAGACAAACAUUGGUCGUGGAGGAUACAUCAAAAACAUCAAAAUCUCUAACGUCUAUGUUGAAAACGCAAAGUACGGGAUCAAGAUCGCUGGCGACACGGGAGAUCACCCUGACGCAUUUUAUAACCCGAACGCUCUUCCAAUCGUUAAAGGAAUACAUAUUAAUAACGUUUGGGGGGUUAACGUGCAAAACGCCGGCUCCAUUCAAGGCCUUAAGGGUUCACCUUUUACAGGAAUAUGUCUGAGUGAGAUUAAUCUACAUGGAAGUUUGAACUCGUAUCGGACGUGGAAGUGUUCCGAUGUUAUUGGAACAUCACUCAAGGUCAGCCCUUGGCCUUGUUCAGAGCUGAGAACUACCAGCGGGUCUUAUUCGUGUUCUUCCACCUUCUGAUGUUUUUCUGUAUAUAUGUUUGUAUUUUCUAAAUUUAAACUCAUAAAAUUUAAUUAUAUAAUGGGUGCAAAAUUUUAAAAUAAUGAAUGCUGAAUAAUUUUAUAUAGUAAAGUCUGGUUUCAUUGCUA